GGCGGCGGGUGGAACUCCGCGCCGCGGCCAUCGCGGAAGCCGCCGACGCGCUGCUACAGCUGGUGUUGCCGCCGAGCUCCCCAGUCGCCGUCGCCGACCGAGAUGUCGUCACACAACUGUGGGAGUGCUUCGCCGUGAACAUCCGCUGCCCCUUUCUCUUCCCAGACGACGCGGUGAAGGGCGCUGCGGAGCCGCCGGACUACAGUGUCGGCCCCAUGACGGGCAGCAGCGGCAUUUCUCCCACGCAGGCGGCGAUCGAAACGGCCCUGCAGCGACUCGGCUGGGGGGGGCCCCUGCGCCCC
Molecule: messenger RNA, 302 nt
Organism: Trypanosoma grayi
Lineage: Eukaryota; Euglenozoa; Kinetoplastea; Trypanosomatida; Trypanosomatidae
Exons: 1
Source: RefSeq, a predicted model, not a curated record